AUGCCUUCCUCGUCUUCAGCCAUCAGGACGCACUCUCCAGAACUACCCCUCUACAGAGUGCAAUCUACCCCCACUAGAAAUCCCUCACUCUCCCCUGCCAGUCUAUCUCACGGUGACUCCGAACAAACCACCGAUAUCAUGUCUUCUAGCCGCCAAUCAACCCGCCGCCGGAGGCUUAUGGAUGUUGAGCGGAAUCUCGAAGAAUCAGAUAAGGCUUGGCUGUUUGGACAGGAGACUACGACUGGCCCCGGCGACCAACCCGAGGUCGAGGAAGGGGACAUCUACCAUAGUGCCUCAGAAAACAGCGGACAAGAGCAAGCGAUCAUAGACCUUCGCUCCCAACAACUUACUUCUCCAUCACGCCCGGCUCCUCGGCCCUACCUCCGAGGCAGUGCCAUUCGACGGGCCACUUCCUCGCGCACAGUAAGCGCAGGAACAGCAGCUCCUCCGGAAACCCCGCCAGGGUCUAGAAAAGGCCUAGCAACCCGCGGCAGGGCAAGUGACGGCCGCCGCCUACAGAAACGAAAUGCCUCUUUGCGGGAUUCAACUGCCACCAGUGCCCAUGCCGGAGACGCGGCCGAGGAGGAGGUCCCAACGAGAGGCCUCAGGAAGAGGUCUGUUCAACAAACACAUCCGUUCACUUAUGAGAAGCACCAGCACGUGCUGGCUGCGAAGACCGGGAAGCCGGUUGACGUUGGGAUAGUCGAGGAAGCUGUCCAACAAGAAAAAGAAAUUAUCCCCCAACAACCAGUGCAAAAGAAGGCUAGAAAAUCAACGGUCAGCCCAAAGAGAGCCCCAGUGCUGAACGUAGAGGCGACCAAGCUAGAAAAGGUCUCUUCGUCCAAGGUCAAACCUGCAUCAACGGAGCUCAGGACGACUGGGGAAUAUAAUCCAGCCCGCACGACACUGAGGGUGUGGCUUAAUGGCUUUGCCAACGCCUCAGUCCCUACCACUCUUAAAGACUGUGACAGUCUAGACAAGCUCAUCCAAUUCAUCGUCGAUUCCUGGGAGUGGUGUUUUGAGGGCAAAGUCUUCCAUUACGCUAUUAUCUCGUUCCCGUGGCUGACCGGACGCGAGAAUCUCCUUAUCCGGCCUGGACUGCAGGAUAGCUUCCGCAAGAUGGUGUCGGAGGUAGAAAGCUUCCCUGGCUGGGCAACAGCCGAUGGCAAUACCAUGUGUGAAGUGGAGAUCAUGGUGUAUCUGCAGACCAGGGAUGGUGGAUAA
Exophiala dermatitidis NIH/UT8656 is the source of this 1224-nucleotide messenger RNA. RefSeq lists its product as uncharacterized. The transcript has a single exon. The coding region runs from base 1 to 1224 and encodes 407 amino acids. Lineage: Eukaryota; Fungi; Ascomycota; Eurotiomycetes; Chaetothyriales; Herpotrichiellaceae. The record is from RefSeq and is a predicted model, not a curated record.